Molecule: messenger RNA, 321 nt
Organism: Racocetra persica
Lineage: Eukaryota; Fungi; Glomeromycota; Glomeromycetes; Diversisporales; Gigasporaceae
Source: the annotation of a GenBank genome assembly
CCUAAUGAAGUAACCUUGAUACCUCUGCCUUUCAACGACUCACAUAUCUUGGUGACCCACGUGACCUUGAUAUAUCCACUUCUUGCUCGAGCAAUUCAGUUACGAGAGAGAAUUAACACCUUGGUGUACGCUUAUUAUUUAGGGAUGAUUUUCGCUGGAGCAACUUCAGCGCAAAAAAGGCUACUCCGUGAACUGGUUACGCCUCACUAUUACAUUACCGCUCUUAGAAUUUACGAUAUCUUCGUCGUUGUCGGCAUGGCUCAAAUCUAUCGAACGGCCAUAGUCACCUAUUAUGAUAUUCAAGACUUAAGAGUUGCAGAA